Molecule: messenger RNA, 834 nt
Organism: Botrytis fragariae
Lineage: Eukaryota; Fungi; Ascomycota; Leotiomycetes; Helotiales; Sclerotiniaceae
Product: putative umta methyltransferase family protein
Exons: 5
Coding region: 1-834 (277 amino acids)
Source: RefSeq, a predicted model, not a curated record
AUGACUUCCGCCGCUGAAAAAGAGUAUGUCCUUGAGAGAAGUCCGCUGGGUUCUUCCCGUCUCUACGUCCAACAUUGGCUCUGGCAAAGACUAGUCGGACAUCUUCUACAUCCCAGCAUUCCAAUCAAGCAAGACAUCAAGAUUGCUGAUAUAGCAUGUGGAACAGGAAUCUGGCUCAUAGAUUUAGCAAAAGAGCUUGCAAAAUCCGAGACGAACGCACAAUUAGUCGGUUUCGAUAUCUCAACUAAUCAAUACCCUCAUUCGGCACUACUCCCCCCAAAUGUCAAACUAGAUAUUAUGGAUAUUUUUAAACCUGUUCCAGAGAGAUUGAGGGGUCAAUACGAUGUGGUUCACAUAAGUCUUCUAUGUGUCGUGAUCCCUGGAGGAGAUCCAAGAUAUGUUUUAGACAAUGUGUUGACAUUGCUAAAACCAGGUGGAUACAUCCAGUGGAAAGAAGUGGAUUUCAGCAUGAUGGCAUGCAAAGCUGCUACUCCAGAUUUAUCAACCAGCCACCUUGAAGAGUUGAUGAGAUGGAUGUACGAAGUUCCUUUGAAGAAAUUCACCAGUUUUGAGUGGAUACGCCAACUCAGCUCCAUCUUCCAAGAACGAGGAAUAACAGUUCUGGAUGGCCAACUUCUCGAACCCGAGGCCUAUAUUGCCUGUGUAUGGACUUCAAUGCAUAUGAAUGGCAUAAAAGAAUUGGUCAAUGUUGCAGGAGAGGGGUCGAGAGAUGUAUUGGAAUUGUAUGGACAGGCGGCUCAGGAGGUACAGGAGGGUGCUUAUAUAAGUAUGAUGUUGGUCAAUGUUGUUGGUAGAAAGGCUGGGGACGAUUGA